GUAUAGAUGAUCAAACUCACACUCAUUCAUACUCCGGCUCACUCACCAACACGACUGCCUAUUCGGAUGGUCUGGAUUUUUAAAACGAUUACUCUCCAUAUAUGUGUGCGCAGUGCAGCGAGAAGCCAUGUUUAAAGUCCGAGAGAAACGAUGUUCGUUUAAUAAAACUGUAUAUGAGGAGGAUAGAGAUUCCUUUAACUGUCGGAGUUCCAUCAAUGUUUAUCAUUGUAUCCAGAAUGAGAGGAACAGAUCAGGUGAAAUAUGUAUCCAGCCUGUCUGGGUCCAACCAAAUUACUGCCCAGAAUACAACACUGGGGCCAACACCCUCGACACAGUUCCAUGUAAUGUGUCCACCACUGGAUCGUGUCCACGCGCAUUAUUUCUGUCUAAUGAAGUCUACAAGUAUCCUGUAUGUUUAAAUAAAACGUUUACUGGUGGUAAAGUGUGAGUUUUUAUUCAUUUAUUAUCAUGCAAAUA
Messenger RNA from Magallana angulata, 477 nucleotides. RefSeq lists its product as uncharacterized. The transcript has 3 exons. The record is from RefSeq and is a predicted model, not a curated record. Bases 128 to 448 code for a protein of 106 amino acids. Lineage: Eukaryota; Metazoa; Mollusca; Bivalvia; Ostreida; Ostreidae.